AUGGGAGGAAUAAAGCCAACAAAAUUUCCAAGUACAAAUAAAGAUAUCGAUUUUUUGCAUCAAUAUCAUUUCACCACGAAAUUAGUUUGGUCUUCUAAUUUUUCCUCUCCGAUCGAAAAUAUCUUAAUUGACGGUGCCAAGGUCUUAGAUGUAUCUUGUGGUGCUGGGACUUACCUGUUGGACCUAUCGACCGAGUACAAUUUCUCGGAAUUUGUUGGUGUUGAUAAAAAUCAAUUAUUUCCUACAUCAAUUAAACCUAAUAAUAUCAAUUUCUUUGAUGCUAGUGUAGAGAAGGGUUUGUCUUUCCAAGAUAAUUAUUUUGAUUUCGUUCAUUUAUCUGUCAUCGAACCUCUUUAUAAUGCAAGUCAAUGGAAUUUGGUCAUUGAUGAAAUGUUAAGAGUAACAAAACCUGGUGGAUGGGUGGAAAUACAGGGGUAUGAUUUUGAAGAAAACAAUAUUGGACCAAAUUUUUUAACAUUUAUUCAAGGAUUAUUUUUGCCACAAAAUUACAUAAAAUCAAUCCUUUCCACAAAUACCCGGAUCGAAAUCUUAGAAUCUGAUAUUAGAAAGGUGAAGUUGGGUAAAAAUAGCGACAAAACAGGAUUAUUAUUUGAACAACUUUGUACGGUGUUUUUCUCAGAAGUACUUGGUGAAGUGUUACUUGAUACGAUGAAUUUUGAUAAUGUUGAUGAGUUGAAUCAAGAAUGGAAUGGGACUUUAAAGGAAUUUGACGAAGUUCAAACCAUUGUAGAUGCAUAUAGGAUCUAUGCUAUGAAAAAAAUCUAG
Funneliformis mosseae is the source of this 786-nucleotide messenger RNA. The record is from the annotation of a GenBank genome assembly. NCBI's taxonomy places the organism in Eukaryota, Fungi, Glomeromycota, Glomeromycetes, Glomerales, Glomeraceae.